Messenger RNA from Candida tropicalis MYA-3404, 1716 nucleotides. Its product is annotated as choline transport protein. Gene Ontology annotation, molecular function: transmembrane transporter activity. The record is from RefSeq and is a predicted model, not a curated record. Gene Ontology annotation, cellular component: membrane. Lineage: Eukaryota; Fungi; Ascomycota; Pichiomycetes; Serinales; Debaryomycetaceae. The transcript has a single exon. The coding region runs from base 1 to 1716 and encodes 571 amino acids. Gene Ontology annotation, biological process: transmembrane transport.
AUGACUGAAUCUUUGGAAAAGAAAGAAUCAACCUUUCAACCAACUACAAGUAUUGCGAAAGGUGAGAUUCACAAUAUUUUGUCAAAUAGGCUCCAUUAUCAAGCUACGACCAACUUAGAUGCUUUAGCAGCUGCAGAUGAUAAACAAGCCGCUAGACUUUUGAAAGAAGCUCAAGCAAAUUUAGAAUUAGCUGCAGAAACUGGGUAUACUCCAGAACUUAGAAGAAACUUUAGUAUUGUGUCAUUGUUAGGUAUUGGGUUUGGUAUUACCAAUAGUUGGUUUGGUAUUUCUGGGUCCUUGGUUGCUGGGAUUAGUUCCGGUGGCCCAAUGAUGAUUAUUUACGGGAUUAUAAUCGUGGCCUUUUUCUCCACAUUCAUUGGUGUUACUCUUUCCGAACUUGCUUCUGCUUACCCUAAUGCUGCAGCACAGAUUUAUUGGGCGCAAAAAUUAGCUCCACCAAAGUACUCAAGAAUUAGUGCUUAUUUCACUGGUAUUUUACUGUCUGCUGGUAGUAUUUUUACAACUGCAAGUGUCAACAUCACCAUUGCUACUAUUAUUCUUGGAAUGUAUGUUCUUCAUCAUCCUGAACAUGUUAUACAAAGAUGGCAAGUCUUUAUUGUCUAUGAAAUAAUCACCUUUUUCUUGUAUUUGUUCAAUAUUUAUGAAAAACCAUUACCAUGGAUCUCCAAAGCUGCUCUAUUUGUUUCACUUUUAUCAUUCGUUAUUAUAAUCAUUGCUGUUCCGUCAAUGCACAAGGGUGAUUUCCAAUCAGCACAUUUUGUAUUUGUUGAAUUCAGUAACGGAACAGGCUGGUCCUCAUCCGGAAUUGCAUUCAUUGUUGGUUUGAUUAAUCCAAAUUGGAGUUUCUCUUGUCUUGAUGCCGCUACCCAUAUUGCUGAAGAAAGUUUAACACCUGAAAUGGAUAUACCUAAAGCCAUUCUUGGUACUGUUGCAAUUGGUUUAGUCACAUCCUUAACUUAUUCUAUUGCAAUGUUUUUCUCAAUUAAAAAUUUGGAUGAUAUAUACAACUCAACUACUGGUGUUCCAAUCAUGGAUAUAUUCUACCAAGCCACUGAAUCCAAGGCUGCUGCUAUUGGUUUAGAAUUUCUUAUUCUUUUAACUGCUUGUUUAUGUUCUAUUCAAUGUCUGGUAUGGGCAUCACGUAUUGUGUGGAGUUUCUCAAGAGAUAACGGAUUACCAUUAUCCAAACUUUGGGCUAAAGUGGAUUCUAGAACCGGGAAUCUUGUUAAUGCUCAUACCAUGGCUACUUUCUGGGUCGCAGUAAUUGGUUGUAUUUAUUUGGGAUCUACUACUGCUUUCAAUUCAAUUUUAGUUUCUUGUGUUACAUUUCUUUUACUUUCAUAUUUGAUUCCAACUGCAUUCUUAGUGUUCAAAAGAAACGAAAUCAAGCAUGGUCCAUUUUGGUUGCAUGGUUUUGGUUUGAUAUCAAAUAUCGGUUUAAUUUGUUGGGCAAUUUUUGCCUUUGUUUUCUAUAAUUUUCCAGCAGUAAUGCCUGUUACAGGAAGUAAUAUGAACUAUUCUUCUGUGGUAUUUGGUGUUUGUGCUAUUGGUGCCGUAUGCGAUUGGAUUUUUAGAGGAAGAAAAGAAUAUGUUUCCCUUGAAGACAGAGAAAAAUUGAAGGAUGAAUUGGCGCUGCAAGUUUCUAACCAAAUCACAAACAUUCAAUCUAUAGUGUCCAAUAGGCAAUUAAAUUAA